CGAAGCGCUAGCUUGUUGAUCUAUGUGCUACUUAUUGGCUCUGUAGUUUGAUGUACUGCAGUACUUGGUUGAUAUUUUGCAGGUCAUGCCAGUUUUUAUUUGAAGACGCUUUUACAUAAAUUGUGUUCAUGAUGUUCAUUUAGCCUGCGACAACUGCAUCUUCCAUGUUGCAGCUGAGUGCAGAAUAGUCUUCAAAGCCAUUGCUUCCAACCCCGAAGUUCAUCUGCACGCAUCGCCGCUUCCAGCUUAGGACUGCAAGAAAAUGAACAGCUAGUGGUGACUACAGCGUGUGGAUGGUGUCUUAGGCGCAACGCAGCUGACGGUGCAGACUGUGUGCACCAUGCCUUUGGAGCGAGCAGCAGUACGACAUCAUCGGCCCCAUCACUGGCGCCUCAAGGAGCGCGAGCGGAACUUAUUGGCAGCUGUUCUCAGCAUUGUUGUCAUUGCUACACUUUCCACAGCUUUAGUGCACCCACGUUGGUUUUAUCUGCAGGGUGGUGGCUGUGGCCAUAAGUAUCUGGGGGUGCAGAAUUUCUUUUAUGUUGGCUACUUUGAGGAAUUCCCCCGGCACUUUGUCAACGGACCAUCACGAUUGCCUUCAUAUGUCUAUUACGGGUGGAAUGAAGUGAUGAAGGACUGUGUCACGCCAACUAUCGUCAGCCUCCAAAGAGUACUCAUAGUUUUGUGUUUUCUGGCUAUCGUGAGCAGUUUGCUGCAGUUUUUUAUGGAUGCCCUGGGUGUCACAUACAAGUGGUUGAGAGCCAUUCGAAGAAAUGCUUUCUGCAGCAUCGUGACAGUGGGCCUCUGUCUUGGAAUUGUUGGCACAUGCUACUACAUCUCAACAUUGAUGGAGGUGCAGCAAGAAAUGACUAAACCAAGCCGGAGUUCACGUGUGGAGGUCAGCUUCAGUGUUAGUUACCAUCUUGUAGCAGCAGCUGGAGCUGCAGCCGUUCUGGCUGCUGGUGCAAACCUGUUGGCUCGUCCUGUGCCAGUGACACGGCUGGGUGAUUCAGCAAUUGACAGCCUGCUCCUGGAUGAUGACUUCUCGCGGGAGACCUUUGUAGUAGGCAUCUCACAUUCAGAAAUGUGGCCUUACAGACAGGACUUGACUCACUUGCACAACUUGCCUCCAUUGCCACCCUACUCACCAUGAGGCAAGCAACUAGGGCAUCUGCUCUUCACCAAAUGAAACACUCCAGUCUGGUCACGAGGAGACAAAUAUUUGUUUUGGAAGCUGGUUCCCAGUGUAAAUGUGUGCCUGUGACAGCUACAAUUGACAUUCUCCACUAUUGAACCUGUGCAACACCUCGUGUCUGCAGCUAAAUGCAAGGCGCCCAUUUGUUUUGCAGCCAUUUUAAGAAUGUGAAAAGACAUCUUGAGAACUGAUGGGUGGUUAAUGUUUUCAUUUUAAAACUUUAAUCGCAGUCUUCGAUGUUAUUUUGAUCUGUGCUGCUGUUAGUAUGUUGCUUCAAUAGGGAGUGCACAAAUUAUGUGCAAGGUUGUGACACAAAUCUGUGUUGCUUCUUGCAAAGUUUAUUAUGCACAUCUGCUGUACUUUGAGCAGUGCCUGUUGCUACUAGGUGAAAUAGCACUUUAGAUGCUGAGCAAUUUAAUAUAUACAUAACAUUGGAAUAUUAAUGCAAUACUAUGCAUGAUACCAUUUGUAUCAAUCUGUGUUGAAUGUACAAGCUAUUGUUUGUGAAUGUACACGAGAAAAAAAAAAAGGCCACGCAACCCUUCUUUAUCCUUGGAAAUAGCAGCUGUUAAAUAUGUAAAUAAUACUGCACACUAUGCAGGAUGUAGAAAAAGUUCCUUCACACAAAUAAACAUCCAUAAAAGCAAGUAAGAGACAUUGUAGCAAGAUCACUUGUGUUGACAUGCUUACUUAACUUACCUAGUUUUUCACACAGCCUAUGUCUUGAACAAAUAUGAGCUUUGAGUGACUUGGGGAAGCAUCAGUGGCAACAAGGAUGUAGCCUUCACUUAACUCACUCAAGAAGGCUUUCACCUAAUUCAUGUCAUAAAUAUCUAUAGGCAGUAGAGCAGGCAUUACUUUUUAGGACAGCCCACAAAGGAAAGUGGAUAUAUAGGCAAGCUGUUUGGAGGCUAUCUUGCCGCUGAGAUGAAAUUCAGAAAGUUUUUAGCACUGCUGCAUCUCACUUGCACCACCCCUUUUGGUUUGUGAGCAGGCACUGCAUCCUACUCAUACUUGCACAAAUAGUUUUUGAAGUAAUGUUCGGAGUAAUGUGACACCUCCUCCUUCAAGAAAUCUUCCCAGAUAUUUUUGGCUAUUGAAGUUCACUUUCUGUUGGAGAAAAACUAGAGGCCUCUUUCCAUCACUGGUUGAAGGUGAGCAUCUCUGCAAGUUAUUGUUUCCAUGUUGGUGGUUUCCUUGAGACUAACUGCCUAUGUUUGAUCAUUUUGGAGUUUUACAAACCACUAAAUUUUGAAGUGAGAUUUGCUAAGUAAGGAGAAUUCUGCAGUGGCAUGCUUUGCUACCGAAGUGCUUGAGCAGAUCCUUGCACAGUCUGGCUCCAGUCUUUUGAUGUGCUGAGUGACACCAUAAUCCUUCUUAAAGUGGACCUGCCCCCCCCCCCCCCCCCCUUUCUUUUUAACAAUUAUUCUGUUUGACAGUCAGAAGUUCCUUUGUCUUUGGCCAUUUGAUGCGUGAAUCUUCUUAAAUUGCAAUAAUUUUUUUUUUUUUCCUGGGGCACUGCUUAGUUUUCUAGAACAGUUUCAUCUGUAGAUGCAAUCAAUUUAAACCUUGUCACACAAUUGUUGGAGGACCUUUGUGAAACUUGAAGCCCUUGAGAAAUUUCAAAGUGCAGAGGUUCACCAUUGGAGCAAAGGAGGCAAACCAGAAUGUGCAAUUAAGAACAAAACAGUAAAUAUAUUGAAAGUGGAUCAUAGAUUUUAGUGGAAAUAACUUCCUAAAGGCAUGACUACAUUUCUGUAACAUAUAUUAAUUUGAAAAGUUAUAUCCUAGAUUAGUACCUUGUCAAACUACAUUAGUAAAUUGCAAUUCUGCCAUAUGGCUACAUAAUCUAUAUAAUAUUGUUAAGUAUACAGGUUAUGGGAGUACAUGAUGAUAUGGUUAAAUAGCGGAUAUGUCACUAAUCCUAAAACCAGGAGUUUAUUAAUCUCAAACAUGAAGUAAAAACAAAACUGGCAGCAACAGUACCUUCAUAUUCUUGAACUCCCUGCAUUGUCACAGCUUUUGGUAUUGGCCAGCUUAGGUUAUUGAACUGUUGGCUGUGAUAUAUGAAUUGCGUCAUGUGGGACAACUUAAAAUGAUUCUACCUGGCAACUUUUGUCAUGUCUUCACAACAAAAAAAAAACAAAAGUAAGCACAGCGUAGAAAAUUUUGAUAGUGGUACAGAAGGUUGUGAAAGUUUCAUGUUUAAUCAGCGUUUUAGUGGAAAAAUUUCGCGUGUGGCAAACCUCUUGUUCUAUUAAGAACAGGCUCUUGCAUCCUCUUUAUCAUGAAUGACUAGAUGAAGUGUCAGCAAGCAUUCCGAAUGAGAACUUCAUAGGUGUCGGCAUUAACAAAUUUCAUUGUUACAAGCAGUGGAACGCUACACGGAAAGAUGGCAGUAAGUAGCAGCCUUUUGAAAAGUCUGUAGAACUCUAGAAAUUGUCAAAUUUCGGCUAGCGUGGCAGUUGUGUCACUCCAACCAUGGUUCAUACUCGGGAUUCUGAAAUGUGGCUCUCAGUCACAACUUUCAUUGCUGAUGUUUUUUUAUGCCAAGUUAAUGCUGGGAUAUUUCUGAAAAAUCAGUAUACCAUUAUUCUGGUUUAAUGUUUGCUUUGAGUGCCUUGUUAAAAACAGGUGUAUGUACAAACAGCUGUUGUCCAAUUGACAGUGCAUAGCCUUCCACAAUGAUGACACAUUUCUGGCAUGUGUGUGAUACAGUGGCAUUUUUUUUCUAGCUGUGUUGUGCUGCCUGAAAUUAUGAGGUAUUACAUGGGGCCUACUUGGGUAUUGUCAGCAUUUGUGGCAUGUUACACUUCUUGCCAUAGCAAUACCUAAGAAUAUUCCGAUCCAUUGUGGAUGCACUAGCAAGUGUUGUGAUCAAAUGUGCAUUAUGCUCAUUUUCACCACAAAGGAACCAGUGGUUUGCCCAAAGGAAUGUUUCAGGAAUUUUCAUGUAACUAUGCAAGAGUAUGUGUAUCAUAGUUUUAUCUAUUUCUGUUAAUCAGAGUGGAGUUUUUGUGAGAUAUUAUUGUUUGUUUCCAGCUACAACAAAUAUCUGCAACUACAGUGUUCUUGGAAUGGCUGUAUGAUCAAGACAUAUUUAGAUAGUGUAAAACAUUUAAAGAAGACACUAUCCUUAGGAUUGAUAUAUGUGUAAUACCACUAGUCUGAGCACUAAGUUUGUUGUGAGCAAGAUAAUUGAUUAUGAUGGUCUUUUUCUUUCUAUUGAUCUAAGAAAUAAGCAGUUGUGUAGACUGACAGCUGUCAAUUUCUGAUUAGCUUACAUGUUUGCAUUGUUACUAGUUUUUAAUUGACUAGAAAGCUCAAAAACAUCUUUUUUUUUCUUUAUUUGUACUUGUUGCUAACUGCUUUUUAAAAAUCCAGUAAUUGCACAACUCCGCUAGCUGCCCUAACUUGGCUAUGCAGUGCACACAACGUACACAUGCAGGAUGUCCCAGCUAACUUUAGCCAAUGAUUUAAAAAUAUGCUAGUGCACUACAGGGGGACGCAACCCAAAUGCACAUUGUUAGGCACUCUAUAGACUAAAUCAUACUGUUCUUUUUUAAUAUUCUUUUGUAUAAUUGGCCUAGAUAGUAAAUUUUGCAAGUCUCAUAUUUAGGGAGAAACUUGGAGUGAGAUAACUACGAUGCUCUACAACUGUCUACUUUUAGGUUUUUCCCUAAAUUUCAGACUUUCAAAGUUUAUAAAACAAUUUUGACUUGGUAUGCCAUUAGACAGAGUUUGAAAAAUAGAUUACUUGCAUGCAGAGUGUUCAGAAACAUGCUUUUCGUUGUGUUCAGCUACAGUGCACAGGCAUUUCCUUUAAAACCUUGGCCAAUGUUAGCUGGGACACUGUACUUUUGUAAUGAAUUUCUUUCAAAGAUGCAUGGCCAAUAAAUAAACAUUAAAAUUACUAACAAGCAAUUUAAAUUCAGUGUUAUUUCUUUCUCCAAAUUGUUUAGUCCAGACCUUGCUUAUCAGUUGUCACUAAAUAUCUGUGGCAAAGAUGAUCACCUACCCAGCUACAAAGCCACAUUCUGCAUUGUCCUUAUUUUCAUUGCUCAAAGGUGCAGCUGUUGUCUUUGUAGUGGCUGCAUAUUGUUUGCAUACUACACAUUCUUGAGUACAUACUGUACAGCUUCAUGUACAGUAUACGUCUUUGUCAGGGUAGUCAGAUAGCAGUUUCAUUUUUCUGAUCUGGCACAUGCCAUUUUGCUUGUUUAACAAACAAAUCUGUCAAUUAACUAGAAGCCGAAUGACAUAGAUAAACUGCAUUUAAUUGUAAAAGCAGACAGAAACAGCAGACAUACUGGCUGCCUGAGACAGAAAAAUAAAAAAAUAUUUGCUGUGUAUGUA
Molecule: messenger RNA, 5551 nt
Organism: Dermacentor albipictus
Lineage: Eukaryota; Metazoa; Arthropoda; Arachnida; Ixodida; Ixodidae
Product: transmembrane protein 127-like
Biological process (GO): negative regulation of TOR signaling; negative regulation of cell population proliferation
Cellular component (GO): membrane
Source: RefSeq, a predicted model, not a curated record